Molecule: messenger RNA, 2391 nt
Organism: Sus scrofa (pig)
Lineage: Eukaryota; Metazoa; Chordata; Mammalia; Artiodactyla; Suidae
Source: RefSeq, a predicted model, not a curated record
AGAGACUGAGAGAGUGUGAGAGAGAAAGAGAGACUGACAUGGACGCAUGUCUUUAUCCAUUCAGCUCAUUGGUUGCAAUCGCUCUUCUUACUUUUCCCAUUGAUUUGGGGGCCCCCUGACACACGGAGUUGCGGUCUGGCCAGUGCUCUAUCACCCAAGGCAGCCCUGGCCCCCGCCACAGCACUGACCGGGAGAGACCCUUCAGCCUGGCAGCCACGUGGGAACUCCCUGAGAGCUUGCUGGAGGAGACCAAUCCACCACAGUCCUUAACUCAUCAGACCUGGACUCGGCCAGGCCUCCAUAGCCUGGUGCCCUCCUGACAAGGGAGGCUCCUCCGGAGAGGCGAGAAGGACACUUCCCUCAGCCUCCCGAGUGCACCCAUGCACGGGGCUUAGCCCAGCUGCCCACGCUCUUGCCACCGAAGCCCCGCCCCCCCAUGCAGUCCUCGGCACCCCCCUCCUUCUCACUUGCCGACGCAACCCCUGAUGGGGAGGGGCUUGACCAGGGCCAGCUUCUCACGGUCCAAUCCCGAGGCUGUGCGGGUCUGGGCGCCUGCCUCGAGAGGACCCCCGGGCACGCCAACACCCAGGACAUGCUUCAAGCCUUCGAAACCCACUGCCACCCCACCAGGCUGCCCAUCCACCGCCAAAUCCGGAAGGCACACCUCUGCCCUCCGCCUGACAGGAGGUGUCUUGCAGGAGAGAGUCCCUGGGGCCCAGGACACAGCCGCACAUCCUCUGGGUGCUUGCCGUGGGUGCGCUCCGCUCAACACUCCAUCCGCCCCAAGGCGGGGCCUGCCCAUUUGGAGCCUUGCAGCUCUCACCUGUUCCAGCCUCCUCCUCGGAGCCGCACCUGGGGCCAGAAGGGGCUCGGGCGCCCUCGUGUGGACAUCUGCUCGAACAGCCCCUCGCAGGCUUCCCUCUCUCUGGCUCAGCAGUCCCUGGGGCUGCAUUGUCUGGGGCCCAGAGGACGGUGGGCUCUCCUUCCCCCACUCUCUCUCGGGAAAGACCAAGAAGGGCCCGGCCACGUAGGUGCUCGCUCUCGCGCUCUCUCUCUCUCGCUCUCUCUCACUCUCUCUCGCUCUCUCUGUCUCUCGCUCUCAAGGCCUUUCGGGGUGCAGAGGCCAACCUCCACCAGGCCUCGCUCUGGAAACCCUUCUCUCCACAUCCACCAGGGCGUGCCAGCCUGCUUCCUUUUGGAUAGAGCCUUGCCCACAGGCCUUUCGGGGUGCAGAGGCCAACCUCCACCAGGCCUCGCUCUGGAAACCCUUCUCUCCACAUCCACCAGGGCGUGCCAGCCUGCUUCCUUUUGGAUAGAGCCUUGCCCACAGGCCUUUCGGGGUGCAGAGGCCAACCUCCACCAGGCCUCGCUCUGGAAACCCUUCUCUCCACAUCCACCAGGGCGUGCCAGCCUGCUUCCUUUUGGAUAGAGCCUUGCCCACAGGUAUGGAGGAAGAUGGGUGCGUGUGAGGAUGGAACGAGUAUGUCUGUCUGCCUUUUUCCCCUUUGAUUCCUUCCUUCGUCCCGUUCAGUCUGGCCUCGAGGCUUUCCUUCUUCCUUGUCUGUUCUGGCCGGUUGUCUCUUUCCCUUCUCUCUCCAAAUGGAUUGACCCCACCUGGAGUGCGCCCGAUUGGGAUCCCCAUCCAUGUCUGCCAAGGCGCGGUGCUGACCCAACCCACCCCACCGACCAAGUCAGCCCCUCUCCCAAGGGGGCCAGAAGGGAACCCAGGGAGCCCUUUCUUGGGAUCAGGUCAUAGCGCAGCUUGCAUAGGCCCGGCCUGCCUCUAGCUCACACCCUCUCAGCCGGUGCCUAGAAGGAAGAGAAGAGCCUCCCAAGGAAAGGCAAAGGGGGGUUCCUGAGCCCUCGGGAGAGACUCUGCCCCGCGCUUGGCACCGCUGCUCUCCCUGAGAGCUCCGUCCGUUUUGGCCCCUGCCAUGCACGCCUCACGCCUCGCAGGCACAGUGCGCGCACCCCGAAACCCAGGUCACGCUGGGCUUCCCAGUGGAACAGCUCAAGCACUCAAACCAGGAAGGAGAACCCAAAACCACCAACCCAGGUGACACGUGGGGCGGAGGCCUGAAUCCACGCGGCCCGUAUCCGGAGAGCCAGACGGCAUCCAGCGCCGGACGAAGCACACCAUCCCUGAUUCCUAGAGAAGUCCAAGUCCCAACGAGGCCGAGGGUCCUCUUCAGCCCUGUCCCCGUGGCCACGCUUAGGAGGCCUUUGAAUGACAGCCCCUGGGCGGAGUGUGGCAAAGAAGGUGCCCUCCCACGGGGUGGGUGUGUCCGGCCCUUUGGUCAACCGCUACGGACCCCAAGGUCCACGGCAUCCCCAAAGAACCCUGGAAUGACCAUCAGACCCAGCACUACCCCUCACGGCCCUGUCUCCAAA